AUGGACCCAAACGCUAACUUCAUGUCGCCAAAAUUCAAGGACAGACCCAUCAUCUUGUCUCCACCGCCUGUGGAGCAGCAGGGCGCUGGAAACUUCUCCUUGGGCUCAAUGGACCAGCCUGCUCCGAACUACCAAAGAAACCAGAGUGUGGGCUACAACUUACAGCAAGAAUUCGAAGCGUUGAAAGCAGACUUGGACUUGGACUUGAGCAACACCAACGUCAACGAAACCUUGUCAGGCCACGACCUCUCGUCCAACGCCGGGCCAUCCUCGACCACCAUGGCGCAGUCAGGCUCCAGAAUUUUGUCUGGAGGCCCUAGUUUAUUGUCUCCCAGCACCAGCAACCAAGGGUACUUGGGGUCGAACUUGUCGGAAAGCCUUUUGCGUGAUCCAAACUUGUCUUCAGGAAACGGCGGCUCCGGGCUCCAUGGGUUGUUGAACAACAAGAGCACUGGUUUCUUGCCACCGCUUUCGUCUGUGCCUAGCCGGCCACAAUCGGUGAAUGAUUUUUCAAACUUGAUGCCCCGUCAAAAGACUUCGCAGUUUUCUCGCUUGCAGCAAACUAGUAACUUCUACCCUGACGUGUUGGCCUAUACCAGCUGGAUGGAAAACUUGAGCCAACAGGAGUUCAUGGCGUUGCUCGAUCACUGGUGCAGCAGCUUGCCCUUUGACAUUUUGCUCACCAUGAAAGCCAAGUUGGAGACACAUUUGCACCAGGGCCCCCAGGCUUCUGGACCGCUGGUGUUUGGUAAAGUCGGCGGCUACUCGCAAUACCAUAAUGACUUUGUCUCUGACAUGGAAUCCAUGUCUUUGGGAGACAGCAUGCGCCUGACUUCUACUAUGGGCCUGGGUGGUCUAGUGCAGCCCAAGCCGAAAACGAACGCUUUCAAGAGCCACUUGUUUGCUGACCCAAAGGUCCAGAGACCGAAGCUGGCCGAUCCUUCGUUGCACAACCGCUUUCUGCAAGGCCAAAGUCCGAUGGACCGGGCCCGCUCACCCACCUCGCACUUUUACGAAAAGACCAACUUCUUGCAGUUGGCGGCUGCAAGCAACUCUCUGCACAUGUACAGCCAGGGUCAGCAUGUGUCCAACAGCUCGGAAGAAGGCUUGGACUCGUCUGCAGCAUCCAAGCUCGGUGCACUUGCCACAAUUAACUCCCGUGUUGCCUUGGACUCAAACCGCAAGAACCACCAGCCUGUGGCUCAAGCACGUGGACACAGUGCUCUUUCAUACGAAGAGUCCAUCAAUAGAAUGGGCAACUCGUCUUCUGUGCCGGCUAGUACGUCCCAGAAGUAUUCUGUUGCUGCCGCCUUGUCGGGUCCUUCUGCUUCUGGUAUAAAGGCUAAGAAGGACACCGAGUCGCCGGCUAAAACCUCGCUCAACCCAAGCAACAGCCCUUCUUCCGGCAGUUCGUCCAUGCCGUCGGAGAUUGCAAGUCCCGAGUUGUUGAACAACAUUCCUGCCUGGUUGAAGUUGCUCAGAUUGCACAAAUACACGGACUGUCUCAAAGACGUCCAUUGGAGAGAGUUGGUGGAAUUGGACGACCAACAGUUGGAAGAAAAGGGUGUAAAGGCUUUGGGUGCGAGAAGAAAGUUGUUGAAGGCAUUUGACGUGGUGAAGCAGAUGAGAACGUAG
Messenger RNA from Clavispora lusitaniae ATCC 42720, 1635 nucleotides. RefSeq lists its product as uncharacterized. Gene Ontology annotation, molecular function: protein binding; mRNA binding. Lineage: Eukaryota; Fungi; Ascomycota; Pichiomycetes; Serinales; Metschnikowiaceae. Gene Ontology annotation, biological process: nuclear-transcribed mRNA poly(A) tail shortening; regulation of mRNA stability. Gene Ontology annotation, cellular component: P-body. The record is from RefSeq and is a predicted model, not a curated record.